AUGGACAUUAACCACGAUUCUGUCGACAACGUUUUAUAUCUUGCCGAUUCUUAUAAGAUUAGUCAUUACAAACAGUACCCUGUCGGGACAUCUCAUAUUUAUGCAUACUUCGAAAGUCGCGGCGGGAAGUUUCCGGAAGUUUGUUUUUUUGGUUUACAGUAUUUUUUGAAACGUUGGCUUGUCGGUCCUGUAGUUAACAAGAACAUGGUUGAAGAAGCAAAAGAUUUUUAUUUUUCUCAUUUUGGUGGACGUGAAAUAUUUAAUUACGAUGGUUGGAUGCACAUUGUUGAGAACCAUGGCGGAUGCCUACCUUUGAAAAUAAAAGCUGUUCCGGAAGGUACUGUAGUUCCAGUCAGAAACGUUCUUUUUACAGUGGAAAAUACCGACCCGAAGGUUCCUUGGCUUACCACGUGGUUUGAGACACUGCUUGUUCAAGUUUGGUACCCAAUGACUGUAUGUACUACAUCUCGUGCUCAGAAGCUGCUUAUUGCCCAGUAUUUAGAUGAAACUUCUGACACUAUUGAAGAAUUACCUUUUAAGUUACAUGAUUUUGGUUACCGUGGUGCGUCUUCUGUUGAAAGUGCAUCUAUUGGUGGAGCUGCGCAUUUGGUGAAUUUUGCGGGUACUGAUACUAUAGCUGGUGUGAAGUUGUGCAAGAAGUUUUAUUCAGAACCAAUGGCUGGGUUUUCGAUUCCGGCAGCUGAACAUAGCACUAUAACUGCUUGGCAAAAAUCUGGGGAAUCGGCUGCCUACCUUAAUAUAUUCAAAAGUUUUCCAUUUGGUCCUGUAUCUAUUGUUAGCGACUCUUACGACCUUUUUCAUGCGGUUUCUAACAUAUGGGGGGAAGAGCUAAGACAGUAUGUUAUAGAAAGGAGCAAGAAAGGUUCUUUGGUUAUCAGACCAGAUAGUGGCGACCCUGUAAAAGUAGUUUUGAAGGUUUUGAAUCUACUUGCCGAAAAGUUCCAAACGAAAUUGAAUAGUAAGGGAUAUCGGGUGCUGCCGCCUUACUUAAGAGUUAUGCAAGGCGAUGGCAUUUGCUAUGAAAGUAUCGCGCAGAUACUUGAAGAAUUAAAGAAAAAUAAAUGGAGUGCAGAAAACUUAGUUUUUGGUACUGGAGGCGCGCUCUUGCAAAAGCUGAAUAGGGACACUCAGAAAUGUGCUUUCAAAUGUUCCCACAUCAUUGUAGACGGAGAAGAGCGAGACAUUUGGAAAUGUCCAAAAACCGAUGUUACUAAAACUUCAAAGAAGGGUAGACUAACAUUGCAAAAAGAUCAAAAUGGAAAAUUUGUCACAGUCCAAGAAGGCCUUGGAGAUGAUUUGAAGGACCUAUUGGUUACAGUGUUUGAGGAUGGGAAGUUGCUGGUCGACUAUCCCCUCUCCGAGAUUAGGAGAAGAGCAGAGAUUGAUCUUGUUAAAAAGGGAAAGCAAAAUGAAAGCAACUGUGAAUAUAAGAAGAUAUUUAUUAGUGCACCCAUGAUUAGUUCCACCAAAUUAAUGACACUGUUACCAAGAAUUGAAAUAUGGGUGACAUUUGUCCGCUCAGUAUCACCAAAGCAACAGUUGAGCGGAUACAAGUUUCCUGAAAUUAAGAAGGAAGAAUGCAAACAAAAAUUUAUUUCUGGUUGGGGACCAGGGGGACAGAAGGUGAAUAAAGCACAGAACGCUGUUAUGUUAAAGCACAUUCCUACUGGCGUCACAGUUAAGGUACACGACUCAAGAGCUCUUUCUGAAAACAUCAGAAUUGCUCACGAAAGAUUGAAAUUUGCAGUCGAUAGAAAACUCAAUGGUCCAUACUCCUAUCAAGAACAGUUAAAGGUUCUGGAAAGGAAGAAGGAAGAAAAGAAUAGUAAGAAGAGAGCUGCUGCACGGGAAAUGGUUCAGAAAUUAAAGGAGGAAGCUGCAAAAACCUCCCCAGCUAAACCUGACAGUUUAUGA
This is a messenger RNA of Enterobius vermicularis (human pinworm), 1935 nucleotides long. The record is from the annotation of a GenBank genome assembly. NCBI's taxonomy places the organism in Eukaryota, Metazoa, Nematoda, Chromadorea, Rhabditida, Oxyuridae.